AUGAGCUCCUUCGACCUCCCGGCGCCCUCGCCACCUCGAUGCAGUCCCCAGUUCCCCAGCAUCGGCCAGGAGCCCCCCGAGAUGAAUCUUUAUUAUGAGAACUUCUUCCACCCUCAGGGCAUGCCUAGUCCUCAGCGCCCCACCUCCUUCGAAGGUGGUGGCGAGUACGGGGCCACCCCCAACCCCUACCUCUGGCUCAAUGGGCCAGCCAUGACCCCACCGCCCUACCUGCCUGGCACUAAUGCCAGCCCCUUCCUACCCCAGGCCUAUGGCAUGCAGAGGCAGCUACUGCCCAGCGACCUGGGCUGGCUGCCCCUCCCCUCUCAGGAGGAGCUCAUGAAGCUGGUGCGCCCACCAUAUUCCUACUCAGCUCUCAUUGCUAUGGCGAUCCACGGUGCGCCCGACCAGCGCCUCACACUGAGCCAGAUCUACCAGUACGUGGCUGACAACUUUCCCUUUUACAACAAGAGCAAGGCUGGCUGGCAGAACUCCAUCCGCCACAACCUGUCACUCAACGACUGCUUCAAGAAGGUGCCCCGAGAUGAGGACGACCCAGGCAAAGGGAAUUACUGGACUCUGGACCCCAACUGUGAGAAGAUGUUUGACAAUGGAAACUUCCGCAGGAAGAGGAAGAGAAAAUCAGAUUCAUCCUCCAGCACUGGCUCAUUGGCUUCAGAGAAAACGGAGAAUGGUCUCCUGGCCAGCAGCCCCAAGCCCACAGAGCCUCAGGAGGUCUUAGACACUGCCUCACCAGACACCACCACCAGCUCCCCAGAGAAGCGGUCCUCCCCUGCCCCCUCGGGCACCCCGUGUCUCAACAACUUUCUCUCCACCAUGACAGCCUAUGUGAGUGCGACAAACCCUGUUAGCCGCUCAGUGGCCACACCAGGACUGAGCCCAGAGCCUAUUGACAAGAUGGGGCAGAACUCACUGAAUUUCAACUCCUACACCCCCCUUACCAACUUCAGUAGCCAUGGGAAUGGGGGUGAAUGGGCCAACCCGGUACCCACCAAUACUCUGGGCUAUGGAGGCUCUGUCUUCAACCAGUUCAGUCCACAUUUCUACAACAGCAUUAACACUAACAGCAUCCUCUUCCCCAGGGAAGGCACUGAAGUCUAG
Apodemus sylvaticus (European woodmouse) is the source of this 1119-nucleotide messenger RNA. It is a transcript of the gene Foxi1, whose product is annotated as forkhead box I1. Gene Ontology annotation, biological process: cell differentiation; regulation of transcription by RNA polymerase II; anatomical structure morphogenesis. The transcript is spliced from 2 exons. The record is from RefSeq and is a predicted model, not a curated record. Bases 1 to 1119 code for a protein of 372 amino acids. Gene Ontology annotation, molecular function: DNA-binding transcription factor activity, RNA polymerase II-specific; RNA polymerase II cis-regulatory region sequence-specific DNA binding. NCBI's taxonomy places the organism in Eukaryota, Metazoa, Chordata, Mammalia, Rodentia, Muridae.